Messenger RNA from Vollenhovia emeryi, 1101 nucleotides. Its product is annotated as zinc finger protein 512B-like. NCBI's taxonomy places the organism in Eukaryota, Metazoa, Arthropoda, Insecta, Hymenoptera, Formicidae. The transcript is spliced from 4 exons. The coding region runs from base 58 to 777 and encodes 239 amino acids. The record is from RefSeq and is a predicted model, not a curated record.
GAUGGACAAGGGAGAGGGAGAAAGCGCCUCACGUAUAAAAUCGAACGGUCUAUCAGAAUGAAUCCGCAGUAUCCCAUUCGUUGUCCCGUUCACGCUCGUAUCUCUUCUCGCGACGUGCUUUGGAAAAUGCUCCAUCUGCCCUCAGUGCUUGCUCUAUGUUUAUUAAUUAAAACAGCGUUCGCUAGUUUCUCAGGGAGUGAUUCUGGAUGGCAGGGACUAUCUAAUUUCGGAGCUACACAUUAUGACUCCAGUGGCCAGAACUUAAACAUACAUCAGACUCUUCCUUCUUACGGAUCGUAUUCUUCCUUCGGAAAUGGUGGCGAUCUUCAUAUAGACUUAGAUCAAGAAUUUAAGGGCAGCAAUGUUCAGCAUACAAUUGCUGAACCUGUGUCGAUCAGUAAGCAUGUGGAAGUCACGAAGCCAGUGGCAGUGCCAGUUGUAAAAAAUAUCGGAAUUCCAGUGGCACAAACUGUUACAAUACCCGUGCCUCAUCCUAUGGCGGUAGGUGUUGCUCAACCCUAUCCCGUCCACGUGCCGGUCGUCCGGCCGAUCCCCGUGCCGGUCGUGAAAACCGUCGCAAUCCCAGUCGAGAAGAAGGUACCAUAUCCGGUGGAGAAAAUCAUACCAGUGCCCGUGGAAAAACCGGUGCCAAUAACCAUCGAGAAGCAUGUGCCCGUUCCAGUGGAGAAGCCAUAUCCGAUUCACAUACCGGUCUAUAAGCAUAUUUUCCAUCGAAGAAAAAUAAGAAAGAGACGCGGACGCAAGAGGAGGUAUUGAGGAAAGUUAAGCUGUAAUUAUUAGACGAGAUUCAAGCGACACAAAUAACUGUUGAUUCGUGCGAAAUCUUCUCGUGAUAACAUUAAGAUAUGAUCUUCUCGUCGGAUAACAUUAAAUAUAGCGAUGUAUUUAACUGGUUUUUCUUGACUUACCAGCUUUUCUGACAAGAUUCAUCGUUAUAUUUGUUGUUAACAUUGUGAGAGAACAAUAUUUCUUUGCUCGCCUAUUUUUCAAUAACACCGUUGUUGUUAUAUUUAUACUUGUUGGCGUGCAUCGUUUGUUGUUGCCAAAUAAUAAUCUUAUUUAAUAAAGAAACCUUUUGUA